AUGGACCCCUCCAAGAUCUCUCUUCCUGAGCUGAAGAACCUGACUACAGACAACAUCACAGACAAUGUACACCUCAUCAACACCCAUAAUAACCCUUCACCACGCCUAUCAUACAUACUCGACCGCCUAGUGACCCACCUCCACGACUUUGCUCGCGAAACUCGCCUCAGUACCGGCGAGUGGAUGGCCGGCAUACAAUUCCUAACUCAAACCGGCCAGAUCUGCACCGACGUCAGACAAGAAUUCAUCCUAUUGUCAGACAUCCUAGGCUUAAGUCUGCUCGUUGACAGCAUGGACCAUCCCAAACCGACAAACCUGGGAGUCACAGAGGGCACAGUCCUUGGCCCCUUCCACACACACGAGGCAGAACACAUGGAAUCCGGCUCGAAUAUGUCGCAGGACACCGAAGGUGAACCAUUACUUGUGAUAUGCACCAUUAAGGAUACAAAAGGAAAUCCCAUAGAAGGUAUCAAGAUUGAUAUCUGGGAGACUGAUAGCACGGGACACUACGACGUUCAACGACCGGAGGUGAAUCAUGGAAAGCCUGACGGACGCUGUGUCAUGACCAGCGAUAAAGAGGGAAACUUUUGGUUCAAGGGUAUUGUCCCUGUGAGCUAUCCUAUUCCUCAUGAUGGGCCGGUGGGGAAAUUGCUUGUGAAACUUGGGAGACAUCCGUGGAGACCGGCGCAUAUGCAUUUUAUGUUUGAGGGGGAGGGGUGGGAUCGGUUGAUCACAGCUCUAUACGUCCGCGGUGACCCCUACGAGACAACCGACGCAGUCUUUGGCGUCAAAGACUCGCUGAUCGUGGAUAUCAAUACUGUGACUGAUGAAGCUAUGGCGAAGCAGUAUGAUGUCAAGGUUGGCUCUAAAUUGCUAACGUAUGACUUUGUGCUCGUGAGUGAGCAGGAGAGCUCGGCGUUGAGAAAUGAGAGGGCAAAGGCGGCGCUGGAGAAGCUGGGUAGAAGAGUUAAGAUUGUGGAGGGGUUGCCUGUGCCGGACGUGGACUGA
This is a messenger RNA of Lithohypha guttulata, 1008 nucleotides long. RefSeq lists its product as uncharacterized. Bases 1 to 1008 code for a protein of 335 amino acids. Gene Ontology annotation, molecular function: ferric iron binding; catechol 1,2-dioxygenase activity. The record is from RefSeq and is a predicted model, not a curated record. The transcript is spliced from 2 exons. Gene Ontology annotation, biological process: catechol-containing compound metabolic process. Lineage: Eukaryota; Fungi; Ascomycota; Eurotiomycetes; Chaetothyriales; Trichomeriaceae.